Molecule: messenger RNA, 2174 nt
Organism: Momordica charantia (bitter melon)
Lineage: Eukaryota; Viridiplantae; Streptophyta; Magnoliopsida; Cucurbitales; Cucurbitaceae
Product: mogroside I-E synthase
Molecular function (GO): quercetin 3-O-glucosyltransferase activity; quercetin 7-O-glucosyltransferase activity
Source: RefSeq, a predicted model, not a curated record
AUAUGAAACGGAAGUGUGAGGAAAAAUGGGAGAGCGAGAAGGAGAAGAAGGCAAUAAAAUCCAUGUCCUUGUGGUACCUCUCUCCGACGGGCAAGGCCACAUCAAUCCAAUCCUCCAAUUCUCCAAACGCCUCGCCUUCAAAGGCCUCACAGUGACUCUUCUCAACAUUCUCCGCCACAAUAAUAAUAAUGAACAACACCAACACCAUUCACACUCCUCCAUUCAUGUGGAGCAUCGCCCUCGCCUCCCCUACCAAGGCCCCCAACCAGAAUCCAUGGACUCCCACAUGGCCCGCCUCCGCGCCUCCAUUUCCUUCCACAUAACCGACCUCGUCGCUCGCCAUCGCACCUCCCCCGCCCCCGUUCGCUGCCUCAUCUACGACUCCAUCAUGCCUUGGGUUCUCGACGUUGCCAAGGGUCUUGGAGUCUUUGGAGCUYCCUUCUUCACCGAGUCGUGUGCUGUCAAUGCGAUUUUCUAUCAUCUCUCCUGUGGUUCGUUCACGAUCCCGGUCGACCCUAGCUUUGCGUUGGCCUUGCCUGCUCUCCCGCCUCUCCGCGUCUCUGAUCUUCCUUCGUUGGUUUCUAGUCCCGAUCGGUAUUCGGGAUUCCUCGACUUCAUGGUCGACCAGUUUUCAAACCAACCUGAUUGGAUGUUCAUCAACACUUUUAAUAGCUUGGAGCCACAGGUGAUUGAGUGGAUGCAAAGCCAUACGUCACUCAAAACAGUGGGACCAACCGUUCCAUCUACAAUAACAGACAAGCGACUGACAGAGGAUCAUGAAUACGGAAUUAGUCUAUUCAAAUCAAGCGAAGACGACUCCAAAAUCAUGGAGUGGCUGGACUCUAAAGACAGGAACUCUGUCAUUUACAUGUCAUUUGGAAGCGUAACAAAGCUGGGAGGGGAGCAGUUGGAGGAGCUGGCAUUGGGGCUAAAAGCAACCAAAGCAACGUUUCUGUGGGUCUUGAGGGAUUCUGAAAUCCCAAAGCUUCCAACAAACUUUCUUGAAGAGAUGGAGGAGAAGGGUAGGGUGGUGAAUUGGUGCCCCCAACUCCGAGUCUUGGGCCACGAGUCGGUGGGAUGUUUCGUUACGCACUGCGGUUGGAACUCGGUUUUGGAAGCCCUCAGUUUGGGGGUUCCAAUGGUGGCGAUGCCGCAGUGGGCGGACCAGACGACGAAUGCCAAGUUUGUGGAGGACGUGUGGAAGGUGGGCGUGAGAGUCAGUCCCAUGAAAAAUGGCGUAGUUGGAAGAGAAGAGAUAGAGCUGUGUAUUAAGGGAGUGAUGGAGGGAGAGAGAAGCGUUGAGAUGAGAGAAAAUGCGAACAAGUGGAUGAAGUUGGCGAGGGAAGCUGUGGAUGAAGAUGGAACCUCUGAUAAAAACAUUGAUGAGUUUGUGGCGCAACUUACUAAUGCUACGACGGCGGCGACAAAGACGUGGUGGUCGUCGGAAAAGGGUAGGAGAAAGAGACAGGAAGAUAUGAGGAGAUAGAGAGAAAGUAUCAUCACCUAUACAUAUAUUAUUUAAUUAAUAAUUUGUCAUAUUAGCAACUACAAUAAAUAAUUUAAUUGCAAUUUGCCACGUCAUUUUAAUAUUAUUUAAUUAACAGUAAAAGUAAAAUCGAGACCAUUUGAGAACUAUUUCUCAAAUUUCAGGGACCAAAAGUGUUCAUUUUGAAACUUGAGUGAUCAAAUUGACACUUAAUUUAAACCUUAAAACCAAACAGGUUCAUUUUGAAACUUCAGGGACCAAGUAGACACGUACCUCAAACCUGAGGGACCAAAAACGUUCAUUUUGAAACUUCAGGGACCAAGUAGACACGUACCUCAAACCUGAGGGACCAAAAACGUUCAUUUUGAAACUUCAGAGACCAAAUAGACACCUACCUCAAACCUGAGGUACCAAAAAUGUAUUUUGCCAUUUUUAUUUUCUAUACUUGUCGAAACAUAUGCUUCAAUCCACAAMAACAAUAUAACGUUUUCAACAUUUUUUCAAUUAUAUUAUUUUUGUUCGUUCAAUGUUAAAAGUUAGUUCAUAAUAAAAUUACAUAGCAUGUUAUUUAGUGAAUUGUCAAAAGGCAAAGAAAAAGAAGUAGACAACUURAGAGAAGAAACUUAAUGUGAGAUGCCGUAUAAAUUGUAGUUUUUUUUCUCUGAAGUGAAUUAAUUUCUCCUCUAAA